This is a messenger RNA of Aspergillus pseudotamarii, 1569 nucleotides long. Its product is annotated as glycosyl hydrolase. Bases 1 to 1569 code for a protein of 522 amino acids. Gene Ontology annotation, molecular function: hydrolase activity, hydrolyzing O-glycosyl compounds. The transcript is spliced from 2 exons. The record is from RefSeq and is a predicted model, not a curated record. Gene Ontology annotation, biological process: carbohydrate metabolic process. Lineage: Eukaryota; Fungi; Ascomycota; Eurotiomycetes; Eurotiales; Aspergillaceae.
AUGCCCUCCUUCACAAACCCCAUCAUCCCCGGCUUCUACCCAGAUCCAUCAUGUAUCCGCGUAGGGGAUGCCUUCUACAUGGCCAAUUCCAGCUUCCAAUUCUUCCCGGGUAUCCCGAUCCACAAGUCCAAGGAUCUGAUCAACUGGGAACUCAUCGGGAACGCUAUCAAUCGACCGUCCCAAAUCUCCCUUAAUCAAGCAACAACAAAGAUAAACAACGCAUCCCGCCGUGAAAUCUUCACAGGAGGUAUAUAUGCCCCAACCAUUCGGUACCAUGACGGCGUAUUUUACAUUAUUUGCACAAACCUCACCGGCGCACCCGAUAUGCCAAGUAGCACGGAUUUCCACCCGUCGAACUUCAUCAUAACCGCGACGGACCUCUCAAAUCCAGACUCCUUUAGCGAGCUCAUCUACUUUGAUUUCCAUGGUAUAGACCCAAGUCUCUUCUUCGAUAAGGAUGGCAGGGUCUAUGUCCAGGGGAGCUGGAUCUAUGGAUAUAACCAGAAUCCUGCGACUGUGAUCCGGCAGGCUGAGAUUAAUGUUUCUACGGGACAGCUCCUCAGCGAGGCCAGGGAUAUCUGGUCCGGUGCAACAGGAAAAGUACCCGAGGGUCCACACAUCUAUCACAAGGAUGGAUGGUACUACCUGCUGAUCGCGGAGGGUGGGACUCACGCUCGACAUAAAAUUACUAUGGCUCGGUCACGAAGCAUCUGGGGUCCGUUUGAAAGCGAUCCAGCGAACCCCGUGUUGACGGCUGAAGGGCCGAAUGGAGUCGUCCAGUGCGUUGGACAUGGGGACCUCGUCCAGGAUCAGGAUGGGCAAUGGUGGUGUGUUAUGCUCGCGAGGCGGGAGUAUGGGGGCUCUUACCCGUUGGGAAGGGAGACGUUUCUGACAAGUGUUGAGUGGGUUGAUGGAAACUUUCCUGUUUUCAAGGACGUGGAGAUUGAGCAGGGGACUGGAAGGCAAGUUGCCACAAAGGCUGGGUGGAAGCAGUCUGUGGGCGUUGAUAUAAAGUCGCCAACAACUUUGUAUCUACGAACACCGCACUUGGAGAAUUAUCGCCAGGACGGGAAUCAGAUCAUCCUUACGGCUACUGACGCGGGCUUGAGGACGCCAAAUGGGACGAUGACAUUUGUUGGAAGGCGACAGACAAGUCUGGAUUCUACCGCUAGUGUUACAAUCCUAUUGAGCAGUGUGGCCAGUAAAGAUGUAUCCUAUGGAUUGACGCUCUACAAGGAUGUAUUUCGAUACGCGGUGAUUCAGUAUAGGACCCACGACUCGACUUUGGCGCUGGUCGUUCAAGAAGCUGGAGAGUCGCUGGCCACGCUGUCUUCACAUCCGGUACAGGACGCGGCAUCGAUUCGGUUGUCGAUAAUAUCAAGCGUCGAAACAUAUAAAUUCAGAGCCCAGAUUUGCUUUGCCAAUGUUGCGACAACAGACAUAAUGUUGGGAGAGGUGCCUUGCUCCAUUAUGAGCGGUGAUGAUUUCACAGGAACUGUUUACGGGAUAUUUUCGUCUGGUGAUGGCAGUACUGUGACCUUCCGGGAUUUUGAAAUUGAAUCGAGAUAA